Raphanus sativus (radish) is the source of this 5381-nucleotide messenger RNA. RefSeq lists its product as uncharacterized. The transcript is spliced from 4 exons. Lineage: Eukaryota; Viridiplantae; Streptophyta; Magnoliopsida; Brassicales; Brassicaceae. Bases 49 to 5172 code for a protein of 1707 amino acids. The record is from RefSeq and is a predicted model, not a curated record.
CACCACCCGAAGUGAGAAACCAAACCACAAAAGAAGAAAAGAAAAAAAAUGGCAGAAGCGGCAAAGCAACACAUUGAUCGGAUUCGGAGGACUAAGUUUUCUAUCGGCGGUGACGAGAAUCCGUUGACGGAAGAUCUUCAUCAGGCCGUGAAGAACCUCUCAGCUGAACUCUACGCCAAGGAUGUUCACUUCCUCAUGGAGCUUAUCCAAAACGCAGAGGAUAAUGAGUAUCCUGAAGGUGUGGAUCCUUGUCUUGAAUUUGUCAUCACAUCAGAUGACAUCACAGCCACUGGAGCUCCAGCAACUCUCCUUAUCUUCAACAAUGAGAAAGGUUUCUCUGAGAAGAAUAUUGAGUCAAUAUGUAGUGUUGGAAGGUCAACUAAAAAGGGAAACCGAAAACGUGGAUACAUUGGCGAGAAAGGAAUCGGGUUCAAGAGUGUGUUCCUGAUUACUUCUCGCCCAUACAUAUUCAGCAAAGGCUACCAGAUUAGGUUCAACGAGGAUCCUUGCAGCUACUGUAGCCUUGGCUACAUUGUUCCUGAGUGGGUCGACCAGCAUCCUUCUCCUGCCGACAUACAAAGGAUCUACGGCUCCUCAGGCUCCGCUCUCCCGACCACAACAAUCAUCUUGCCCUUGAAAAGCGACAAAGUGAAGCCGGUGAAGGAACAGCUCUCUAGCGUUCACCCCGAAGUCCUCUUGUUUCUCUCCAAGAUCAAGCGUCUCUCCAUCAGAGAACACUGCCAGAACCCAAACCUCAGCACGGUGAACUCCAUCGGUAUCGUAAGCGAGACCGACUUCAAGACGAGGAAGAGCAUCGACGCUGAGUCUUACACCAUCCAUCUCUCCGCUAGCGAAACCAACUCCGAGAAGCAGUGCAGUUACUACAUGUGGAGACAGAAGUUCCCUGUGAAACACGAGAACCGUGUCGAAAGAAGAACCGAAGUCGAAGACUGGGUCAUCACUCUAGCGUUUCCCUUCGGAGAGCGUCUUGGCCGUGGCGACAGCUCUCCUGGCAUCUACGCUUUUCUCCCGACAGAGAUGGUCACCAGCUUACCUUUCAUCAUACAAGCUGACUUCAUCCUAGCAUCCUCCAGAGAGACCAUACUGCUCGACGACAUAUGGAACCAAGGGAUUCUCAACUGUGUCCCCUUAGCUUUUGUCAACGCGUUCACUUCCUUGGUGAAGAAGACUGAUGCACCUGUCUCUAGCUUGCUUCCCGCUUUUAACUUCUUGCCUGUGAAGCAAUCUAGCUACGCGAAGCUGAACGUUGUACGAGAAUCCAUCAAGGCUAAAGUCUCUGCUGAGGAGAUUGUACCGAGCGUGUCCCAUUUAGGACAGAAGUUUUUCCACAGACCGUGUGAAGUUGGUCGUCUUGUUCCUGCCUUUUGGGAUAUCUUGGAGAAAGCGAGAAGAGAGAAGGCGAGUCUGAACAACAUAUCCUCGCACGGAAUCUACGUUUUGGAUUCUUCUUUUGACAGAGCGGAGAACGACGACGUUCUUGAUUUCUUGGGUUUGAAGCAAGUCAGCAACGAGUGGUACGCUAAAUGCAUCCAGGGGUGCGAUCUUGUGAGGAGUGUGUCGGAAGACACCUACGUUGAGGUUCUUCUUUUCGUAGCUGAGAACUGGGGGUCAAUGUUUCAGGGGACGAACAUGGUGAAAGUUCCACUUAUCAAGUACCUUGUCAGAAAGGGAGUGACAUCUCUUAGCAGUGUGUCUGACUUCAGCCCUAGAACACUAUGUUUCCCAACGCUCAAGAACCAGGAGUGGUUUCUUGACUGGAGCGAUGAGUUCAGAUGCAUGUCCAAGUUCGUUUUCAUGCCGCAGACAACCCUGGUAGUGCUGAGAGCUUCUUCCAAGAAGGAAACAGUACUCAACUGGCUUAAAGAGAAGAUCAAAGUCUCCGCUCUUAGUUUCUCCGACUACACAAAGCGUCUCUUAGAGAAUCUUGGUGGAGACAAGAGGCUUGUGCUUGCAUACGCACACUUUCUGCAUCACUCAAUCUCCAAGGGGUUUUUAUCAGCAGACGAGGGUGUCAAGUGCUGCAAAGACAUGCCGCUUGUGGACAACUAUGGGAACGUCAACACGAGCAGAACCGGUGUUCUUGUUCCCGCUAGCCAAGGCAAAUGGAUCAGCUUAACCGGUUCAAAUCCGUGGAGACAAGACGGGUACAUCGAGCUAUGGGAAGAGUAUCUGUCGUCUGGUAGGUUCGCUGGUGUUCUGUCUAGUCACAAAGCGCUUCUCCCCUUCUUGAUAUUUUACGCCAAGGCUGGAGAUGUACCUGACAUAACACCACCGAACGCAGCUAUACCUGCCUUGUCUGGUGCUCUAAGGAAGGAGAAUGCGUUGCUGCUCUUGAAGUGGAUUCAGUCUAAUAGAUACUCUCUUCCUUCCAAGUUUAUGGACUCUGUAAGAGGAGGGAGUUGGUUGAGAACAACGAUGAAUGGGUCCUCUGACUACCGACCACCUUCUCAGUCCUUUUACCAUACUUCAUCAUGGGGAAGUGUUCUGCAAGGCGGAUCGAUUCUUGUUGAUAUUCCACUUGUUGAUAGAAGCUUCUACGGGAAUGAGAUUGAGAGCUACAAAGAAGAGCUGAAGCUUGCUGGCGUCAUGUCUGAGUUCAGCCAGGCUUGUGAGUUCGUUGGUGACCACUUGAUGCGUUUGGCUGAAACAUCAACCAUGUCGAGAGAGAACGUGUUCUCGAUUCUUAAAUUCAUCAGGUACUUGGGAGAGAAGCUCCUCUCACCGGCUGAUUUCAUCAGAUCUGUCAAGAAUGGGUCCUGGCUUAUUACAAAAACCGGUUACAGAUCUCCAGACGGUGCUGUCCUGUUCAGCCAAGAGUGGAAAGCUGCGUCGCUGAUCAGUGAUAUACCGUUCAUCCACAAGGACUGCUACGGUGAAGCUAACCUCAAAGGCUUUGAGAAAGAGCUUGAGCUGCUAGGCGUUGUGGUUCAGUUUCCUAAUAAUCACAGCCUCAUCGUUUCUCACUUGAAUGCUUCAAAGCUGAGUUAUCUCACAGCAGAAGCAAUGCUCUUAGUACUUGACUGCAUGCGUCAACUGAGUCCUCGGAAGCUGAUCAAUUCCCUGAGAAGUUCUCAAUGUUUCAAGACCAAGAACAACGGAUACAAAACUCCUGCUGAGUGUUUCAUACCUGAUCCGGAGUGGAGCUGUCUCGUCUCAGUCUUUGACUGCUUCCCUUUGAUCGACGAGAGUUUCUACGGAAGCAAAAUCUUUUUCUACAAGGAGGAGCUGAGGCAGAUCGGUGUGGUUGUUCAGCUUGAAGAAGCUGUGAAAGGGUUUGUGAGAACGUUCAAGCAGAAAGCUACUUCCUCCUCUUGUCUAAACCGAGACACCUCCAUGUCUCUUCUCUCAUGCUACAAGAAACUGAUGGAGAGUAGUCACAAGUUUCCUGAAGAGCUUAUGAAAAGCUUCAGAGAGUUGCAAUGGCUGCACACCACACUCGGCGACUUCCGUGCGCCGAAAGACUGCAUUCUCUUUGAACAAGACUGGGAGCAUCUGAGACUCAUAGCAAACCUCCCCUUCAUCGACGACAGCUCAAACUGGUACGGCAAGGGGAUAUACGGUUACAAGAAAGAUCUAAAGAGCUUGGGUGUUACGGUUGAGAUGAGACAAGGCAUGAGCCAUGUGGUCAACUCUUUAAGCCUCCCUGAUCCAUCUCGCAUCACUCCUCUAAGUGCCAUCUCUCUUCUUAAGUGCGUCACCUUCUUGCUUGAGGAUAGAUUUGGUAAACUCCCUAAAGAGUUUCUUGAUAAGGUUUCUUCUGUUAAGUGGUUGAAGACGCAUGCUGGUUACCGCUGUCCUGAAGAGUGUCUCUUGUUUGAUAACACUUGGGAGUUGGAGCAUCGUGAUGGUCCUUUCAUCGAUGAAGUUUAUUACGGCUCAGAGAUUAAAGCUUUCAAGAAAGAGCUUGUUGCUAUUGGAGUUGGUAGCGAUUCAGCCAAAGCUUGCAGGUUGCUUGCGACACACGUUUAUAAUCACUCUGACUCUGACGCAAUCUCCAGGGUGUAUAGGUUUCUCUGUAAAUCUGAAUGGAGACCUGAGAGAGGUGCUGCGUCUUCAGGCCGUAUCUGGAUCCCGAGCGAUGGUAUUUGGGCAGAUGUGUCUACCUGCGUUGUCUAUGACAAAGACAAACUCUUUGGAACAAAGCUAAACGUUCUUGAAAACCAUUACGGCAGUAGCGAUGAGAAUCGUCGGCUUCUUGGUUUCUUCUCAUCUGCGUUUGAGGUGAGAGCCAGUCCUUCCGUGGAAGAUUACUGCGCUUUGUGGAAAGAUUGGGAGAGAAACAAGGAGAGACUGUCUUACGACGAGUGCUGUGCGUUCUGGAGGUUCGUGGCUAGACACAGUUACACAACCAAAGCUGAUAAGUUUCUGUCGGAAUCCAUCUCUCGUUUGCCUGUCAACACGCCAGAUUACAGCAACGGUGGAGGGAUCUUGCUGUGUGAUAAGAGAGAUGUGUUCAUCGCUGAUGAUUUGCUCUUGAAGGAUCUUUUCACAGAGUCCCCUGUCUUCGUGUGGUACCCAUCUCCAAGCAUCCCUACCUUGUCACAAACGAAACUCACAGAGAUUUACAGAAAGCUCGGUGUUAAAGAGAUCUCCAAAUGCGUUGAGAUGUCUGAAGCUAAGCUUACCGUUGACGGAGUGAAGACCGAGCAGGGAGAGAAUCAUCUGAUAGGAAGAGGGCUAGUGAGACUCGUUCUAGGGUUCCUCUCUGAUCCAUCUCUCAAGAUAGAAGCUGAGGAACGUUCUGAGAUCAUACGAAGCCUUGUGAGCCUCAACGUUCUUGAAACUCCGGAGACGAUCUCUACAGAGUAUACACUGAACCUACCGUCAAAGGGAGAGAAGCUGGUUGCGAGAGCUAAGAGGAUGAUAAGGUGGGAGAGAGAGAAAGGAGUUGUGUACGCAGAGAAGAUGGAGGAAGCGUGUGGGAAAAGAAAGGUGUUGGAGUACGCCACGUGUUUCGCUGAGGUGAUUGCUAAAGGAGCGAUGUGGCAGAGGGAAGAUCUGAUUGGAGAGUUGUCUGAGCUUGUGAAGAUGGCUUACUUGGUUGAGUUUGAUGAAGAGGCUUUGGAGUUUCUUAUGAAGUCCAAGAACCUUCAAGUCUAUGAAGAAGACGAGAAGCUCAUCUUAGAUGCCUACUCUCUCAAGAAAACUUAAGGUGCCUUCUAUCACAAGUAAACACAAGGACCUCUAUGUUCUAUCUAUUUCGUUUGUAUUCUGUCUAUUUUGGUAUUCUGCAUCGUUUGUGAACCUCUUAUGACUCUUUCUACUAUGUUCUAAAUGUUGGAUUAAGCUUGAAGAUUGACUAAGAUUCAAGUCUAUCCUAAUCCUACCGAGUAAUGGAAAUAGAUAUUAUGUUAUGAUUA